AUGACCGAACACUUUGGCCCGCUGGUCCGCCUCUGGGGCAUCCAGCCCUCCCUGCUCCCGAGCACCACAGCCUCGUCCUCUGAGCUCAUGCCGUUCCUCACGUCGAUCAUCAACGAGGCGUUGCCCUUUAUCGACGACGUGGCGUCCACCAAGCAGAACCCAUACACUUCAUCGUGGACGUCCAAGGGCCAUAGGACAUUUGGCGCGGCGGCCUCGCCCGUCUAUCUGUACUCGCGGGACGUCUCCACCGCCGCGCUGCAGGCGAUUCUGCGGGACUACCACGUCCCCGAGCUACAGGAGGCUGUCUCGCUGGGCAAGUUGCACCCGGAGAGCUGGUUUCUGCGGAGGAGUGUGCACGAGAACGCGGCGAAGCGCGGCACGGCCCGGUGGGACGAAUGGGUCAAGUGCUUCAAGGUCGCCCACGCAGAGGCGGAGAAGGCGUUCACGCCCACCGUCGUGAGCACGCGCGUGAUCCGGGAGUGGGACUGUCAGGGCGUGCAGGUCGAGCGUGACGGCGACAUGUGGGGGGAUUGGACGCUGAAGAUGGAGGAGUCGGCGCACAAGCUCCCGUCGCCCCUGGCGAAGCGCGUGUUCCCCGUGCUGCAGGCGACGACGUCCCUCGUGGGCGGGGACCAUCGGGAGUUUCUGGUGGUCCAGAUCAACGCGGGCGACGUCGUGGAUCACGUCGACGUGAGCCGCGAGUACAAGGCGGACGGCGCGGCCGUGCGGGCCAAGUACACGAGCAUCGAGCGGGUGCGAGAGACGGACGAGGGGAUCGAAUGGAUCAUGGGCACGGCGUCGGAUGCGGAGGGCUUCCUCCCCGUGUGGCUGCAGAAGAUGGCGAUGCCAAAGGAGGUGGCCAAGGACGUGGGCAUGUUCCUCUCGUGGAUUGAUACCCAGCGAAACGGCGCGUCUGAGGGGGCACCUCCGAGCGGCGGUCUGAGGUCCACGGGCGGUACCGUGCCCGGGAUAUGA
Molecule: messenger RNA, 975 nt
Organism: Emericellopsis cladophorae
Lineage: Eukaryota; Fungi; Ascomycota; Sordariomycetes; Hypocreales; Bionectriaceae
Exons: 1
Coding region: 1-975 (324 amino acids)
Source: RefSeq, a predicted model, not a curated record